AUGUACUACCGAUCACCCAAGCAAUGUCGGGAGCGUUUCCAUCAAAACCUUAAGCCUUACCUCAACCGGGAACCCAUCUCAGCCGACGAGGGUCUGGUGAUCGAGCGCAUGGUCAACGAAAUAGGAAAGCGCUGGGCAGAGAUAGCCCACCGCCUCGGGAACCGCAGCGACAACGCAGUUAAGGCCUGUUGGAAUGGCAAUAUGAACCGUAAGAAGCGUGGGCUGUCAACCCUCACCACCUCUCGCACUUACUCUAGCCGCAUCGAGGCCCCCUAUACCCGAGCCUCAAUUAUGACCCCUUCUCGCCCCCGCUUCUCCAUAUCAAUCCAUGGUUUCUUCCGUCAAAUUUCCCCCACUUACACUCUUCCUUUCAUCAAUCGACCGAUCGAGACCCCUCUCACCUCGCCCGCUUUCUCGGAAGUCUCCAACGCAACCUCCAGUGAGCCACCAUCCAUGGUCUCAGACUACAAGUCCACCUGCUCUUCUUCGCCCCGCACUAUUCCCUCGCCGCAACUUAUGUUUCUGCCCGUCAUUGAAGACUCGCCCAGCUACCCAGCCCACUCAUUGGAGUCUCUGUCUGAGAUUGUCUCCAAGCGCUGGAUGUCCCACCAGCCUACCAUGUCUUCAUGGCAUCAGCCACCUGACUUGCCUAAUCCCUGUAUGGCCAGAGUUGAGCCUGCCUGUGUCACCCGCAUGGGUCUCAACAGGUUGCUCAACUAA
Molecule: messenger RNA, 720 nt
Organism: Penicillium nucicola
Lineage: Eukaryota; Fungi; Ascomycota; Eurotiomycetes; Eurotiales; Aspergillaceae
Exons: 2
Coding region: 1-720 (239 amino acids)
Biological process (GO): mitotic cell cycle; positive regulation of transcription by RNA polymerase II
Cellular component (GO): nucleus
Molecular function (GO): DNA-binding transcription factor activity, RNA polymerase II-specific; RNA polymerase II cis-regulatory region sequence-specific DNA binding
Source: RefSeq, a predicted model, not a curated record